This is a messenger RNA of Amborella trichopoda, 2302 nucleotides long. The record is from RefSeq and is a predicted model, not a curated record. NCBI's taxonomy places the organism in Eukaryota, Viridiplantae, Streptophyta, Magnoliopsida, Amborellales, Amborellaceae.
GGAAAAUGAAUGGCUCUGAAUUCUCUAAAGAAAGUGCCCCCUUAAGAGUCAUCAACUUGGAGAACUAUUGGAAUGGAACGGAAUAGGAACAAAUGUUCAGCUCCCCCCGUGUUUAAGGUUUUGUCCAAAUGACGAAGACCUUUGUGUCCUUUAGUUGUUGAGAAAAGUCAAUUCUCUUCCAAUACCUGGGGAGAUGAUUGGUGAUCUUGACAUAUAUAAUUUUGACCCUUGGGAUCUUCCUGGUAAGUUCAAUUAUAAAUAAUCAUACGGCAGUAGAACUUAUAACCCAUCCAAUCUGCUUAUGAAAUAUUAAAGCACAUCAUACGAACGCUUGAGUUUGGCUCUACUAUCUUACUUGGGUACAAUCAAAUCAGAGUAUUGUUAAACCAUUUAAACAUGUUACUCAUUUUGUCAUCUUUCUUGGGAUAAGUUAUGUCAGACUUAAAAUCAGAACUAAAAUAAUAAUGCCUAUUCAUAUAUUUAAGCUUUUAUCUACAUAAUAUGUUGGUGUUGUCGAUUGUGAUACAAUAGAAUGUGAAUAGUGUGACUUAAAAUCAGAACUAAACACACCACAUUUAUUUAUAUAUCUAUGCUUGCAUGAUUGUAUCUGCAUAAUUUGGUGGGAUUGAAUCUUAUGAUACAGUAUAAUAUAUACAAUAUGCUACAUAUAUCUACAACCGUCCUUUAUCGACUGGGAUGGUUGAGAUAAAUCAAUUCACAUUGUCAAAUUUAUUGAGGAGUAGGGUCAUUCAUCAAAACAUUUCCUUAGUGGCAAUCAACGAUGGUAUUACAUAUAGCAACAUGUAAUGCUAAACUUUCCCUCAUUUUCACUAUUCAAUUUGUAACCCCUACAAUUCUUUAAAUAUGUUUGAAGUUCAGAGCCAUUUGUUGAUCUUUCUUUCUGUCUUUUGAUUUUUUCUUUCUUUUUCAAUACAGUUUGUAUUAAUUGCUCUUGAUAUUGAUAAUUUGAUAGAGCUCAGUUAGUAUUUUUUCUUUGUAUUAUAUUUCUUUGCUUUUAGCUAAAAGAAAUGGCCUGCUUGCAGUAGAUGCAUUCUUCGGCAAAGGCAUGUGGUAUUCUUUCAUGCAAAGAAAGAAAAAGUUCAAGACAGGAACCAAGGCAAACAGAAUUACACCUAAUGGGCAUUGGUUGCUCACCAACAGUAAUGAAGUGAUCCACAACGGCAUUGUGAUAGCCCGAAAGGCCAAUUUAGUAUUUCAUGUGAGAUCGAAUAAAGAAAAGACCCCCUGGCUUUUAAAAGAGUAUCAUGUGCCCGUGGCCAAUGAGACUCUAAAAUUGGUGAAAGAUGGUGAGGAGUUAAUUGAAUGGGUCCUUUGUAAAGUUCACAAAGGUCGCCGCUGUGGCAAACGCCGUGCUAAGAAACAAAACUGCCCCAGACAAAGGACUUCUAUUGGGAAACGCAGCGCUAAGAAACAAAACAGUUCCACGCAAAGGGCUAAAAGACGAAGACAAUUAGCCAACACCACAACAGAAUCUUUAAUUUAUGACAUAUCUCAACUGGUAAAGGAAGACAUCCCUGAAUUGGCGAAGGAGAUUCAGAGUAAUGGUAGAGACAAAAUGGGUGACACUCAUGAGGUUGAUGCAAAAGAGGAGAUAGAAGAUGCUGAGAUAGAGGAACUCAUAUUAGAUUGCUAUCGUGAGCUUUCAUCUAGUACUUUGGAGAUGCAAGUUGAUGCUAUGGAUGGACUCAUAUGUGCUUAUGGUACUGAGCUCUCUUCUAAUAAUUCAGAUGACCUUGAUUUACCAGUUUUGACACAGUUAGAAGAAGAAAAUCAAGGUGAUGGGAUUGUUGAAACUGAUUUACCAGCUUAGACACAAUUAACAGAAGAAGAAAAUCAACGUGAUGGGAUUGCUGAAACUGAUUUACCAGCUUUGGAACAAUUAACCAGAGAAGAAAACCAAGGUGAUGGGACUGCUUAAACCUCAAGGCAUUCUUUUUUUGAUGCCUAUAGUAGUACAUAUGAAUCACAGGCUUUGACACAAUACGAAGAAGAUAAGUUUUGGUAUCCCGAUCCGCUAAUUUUAGAUGACUGCUACAUGCCUAUGGAUCAAUCUGGACUCCCUUCCCUUCCUAGCAGCGAGGGUUUGGCCUCAGAGGUAGCUCAUUUUGGUAUUUGGGGAGAGAGUUGGCCCAUGUUCCAGUAGCUCUGGGAAGACAGUUGGCCCUUGUUCUAGUGCUUCCUCCACAAUGGGGAACUAGCACAUUCUUCUUGGAUGAGUGGGUUUUACCUCAAUUGAAGAGUUGUUAUCGAUUGCUAUGCAAUGUAAAUGAGUGGGUUUUAC